AUGGAGAGUGAUGCACCGGAAGCAGACGCUGACUUGCUGGACCUGCUGCCGGACGCCUCGCACGGCGCCAAGCAGCCGCCUGUAGUCGACAAUGGGUCCAAGGCGGUCGCCUUGCUGGCUGGAGCAGGCGGAGGUGUCCCAUCCCAGGAGCUGAUCCGUGCCGGCAUCUACACCUCGGCAUCAGCGGUCCGCCUGGAGCCCGUUCCACCGCCAUCGGCGCCGCCGCCGCUGGCCGCCGGCGAUGCCGGCGCCAGCAAUUCUGCCUUGCCCCUGCCGCCACUGGCGGCAGUGGUGGAGCCACUCAGGCCUGAUGCAGCACCACCACUCAUCACAUCUCAUGCUUCUAGUCACCCGGCGCCCGAGCCAAGCUCUCUAGAGGCUGCUGUCGCCGAGGCACUAGGCCUCGUCAGCUCCGCCGCUGCGGCUCCCAGCUCCCCGCCCCUCUCUGGGCGCGGCACGUGGCACCUCCCUGGAGCUCAGGAGCUGCUGGAGCUGGAGUUCCAGCUGGCAGAGGCGCUAGGAGACCUGGCCGUGACGCCUCUGGCGCCGCCGCCGCCGCCACGCUCCCCGCUGCUGCGCGCCAGCAGCGGCGGCAGCCCACGGCUGCCAUUGUACAGCUCGGGGCGCGGCAGCGGAGACUCGCUGAGCGUGGAGGACGAGCCGGAGCCGCGGUUCUCAGUGUGCGGCUCCAUCGCCCCCGCUUUGGACACUAUCCGAGAGGCCAGCAGCCAGCCCGGCACGCUGGGCACCGAGGGCGCGGCGCCGCCACCGCCGGCCUGCCCUGCGGCACAGCCUGCCGGCGCGGCGGCGACGCUGGAUGCCGUGCUGGAGCUGCUGGGAGGCGGCACAGCCGCGGCAUCUCCCGCUGGCUCAGGAGAGGAGGAGGCACACCAGCGUGCACCUGAUGCAGAGGCUGUAGAAGACCCUCGGGUGGAGCGGGCAGCCCCGGCGGGGCCCAGCCUCACGGCAGAGGUGGCUGCAGAGGCGGCAGCGCUGGCCGGCAUCCUGGCACUGCUGGGCAGCCCCGGCGAGGCCGCCCUGACAGUGGCCGCCAUCACCUCCGCCGCCACCGGCCGCCACGCCUGGGCCGCCCGGCAGCUGCCGCCGUGGGGCGACGAGGAGGGCGGGCGGGUGGGAGGCAGGCUGCCCGCCAUGUACGCCCGCCAGAUGCGGGAGCGGCAGGAGGCGGAGAAACGGUAUGCCGCGCAGCGCCAGCAGCAGGAGGCGGCAGACCUGCAGGGCUGCACCUUCCGCCCGGCGCUCUGCAAGACCGCCGCCUCCUGCAGCCCCGCCACCUCCCCAGCCGCCCAACACUUCCAGCCUGGCAUUGCCGCCAGCAGCGGACGCUCUGGGGAGGAGGCUGGGAGCCGGAUGUACGCGCGGCAGCGGGCGCAGCGGCAGCGGGCGCUGCAGAGGUGCGCCGCGCUGCGGGAGCAGCAGGAGCAGCAGGCGCUCUCCGGCUGCACCUUCUCCCCCUCCAUCGACCCACGGUCGGCCGCCCUGGCCCGUCAGGGCGUGCGGUACGGCACGGGCGGCUCCCGUACCGCUACCGCAGCUUCCUGCUCCGGACUGGACGAGGCGGUACUCCUCCAGCUGCAGGCGCUGCACGGGGCUGGCCUCAACGCCCUGGCGGCGGCUGACCUGCUCGUGGCGGCAGGUGCUGCCCAAACGGGCUGUGCUGGCACCGGCCUUGGGAACGGCGGUGGCGAGAACGCGGCGGGCCAGCCUCCAAUGGACGCGCCCGGAGACGCCGCCGCCAGCAGCGACGCCGUCACCGCCGCCUCCAGCCUGUCUUCUGCGGCAGAGGGCGGCGCGGCCGGCCAGCCGGGCCCGCGGCGCUCCGACCCUGCGUCGGCCCUGGCGGGGGCCUGCCUGCCAGCUGCGGUCCUGAGCCCUGGGGCCGCCCAGGCCCGGAGGGAGCCGGCGGCGGGGCCCGGUGCCGCCAGGCUGGCAAGCCGCGGGCUGAACAGCGUGCUGAGGGCCAGCGACCGGCUGUAUGCUCACGCCCUGAACAUGCAGGCCCGCCAGCGCCAGGCGCCGCUGGAGCUGCAGCACAAGUUGCAGCAGGAGGCGGCGGCUGCCUCCCCAAAGGCCCGCCCCUUCCCUGGCCAGAUGCACAGCCGCGGCGCCAGCCCGCCGCUGUCCCACCGCUCGCCGCCGCCGUCGCGCCCAGCCAGCGCGCCGCUGGCCCUGGAGGCCAAGCUGGAGCGGGAGCGCCAGCUGGCGCCACCUCAGCCCGCCAGCCUGUCGCCCGGCUCCCUCCGCAUCCUGCAGCGCAGGCAGGGGCCGGGGUGCGGCGAGGCAGGCGGCACCGACGGCGGCGGUGCCCCUCCUGCCACCGAGCGCGGCGGCCUUGCCAGGAGCAUCGCUGGUAUGCUGGAGCUGGCGGCAGGCAUGCCGGCCUGCGGCAGCGCAGGCGGCGACUCUGACGGCGGCGCCAGCGAGGGCGCCAGCAGCACGGCUGCCAGCAAUGACGCGCAGGGCAGCAGUCGCCAGGCGGCGCGGCCGGGCAGCCCUGCUGCCAGCAGCGCAUCCCUGCCCGCCUACCUCGCCAGCUGCACCUUCCACCCCGCCAUCACCCCGAGGGCGCAGGCCAGGAGCCCUCGCUCCCCGCAGGAGCUCCACGCAGAGUGGGCCGCCCGCCAGCAGAGGCUGGCCCUGAAGCGGCAGCAGGCGGAGGCGGCGGCCAUGGCGGCCUGCACCUUCCGGCCCGACACCGCGCCAGCCGCCAGCGCCGGCAGCAAGUACGGCGCGGCGCGGCCCCACAUCAGCACGCAGGCAAGCCCGCUGCCUGCGUUGGCUGUGCUGCCGCAGAGCACAACAGGCGUGGCCGGGGUUCUGAUCGGGCACUACCAUGCGAGUGCUGGUCACAUGCUGCACUGCACCUGCCAGAUGCAUGCAAGGUGCUCAUCCUCUGCUGCUGCUGCCCCCCUGCUGCAGCGCCUGGACGAGUACAUGCGUGAGGUGGAGGCUGCGCGGCAGGCCAGGGAGGCAGCGUCUGCCGCGGCCGCAAAGGAGAGGGAGGAGCAAGAGCUGGCGGCCUGCACCUUCCGCCCCCACAUGCCCUCCAGGCGGCGCAAGCAGGGCGGUGCCGGCGCCGACGGCACGGCAGAGGUGGGCUGCGGUGGCGGCACCGAGGCGGCAGAGCCAGAUGUGCUGGCUCAGGUGCAGGCGCUGCUGGAGGGGGAGCUGGAGGAGGAGGGUGCCACCUCAGAGGGCGGGAGGUUGCCGUGCCGGCAACGGGCUCAGGAUGGGAAGGAGGAUGGGAGGGAGGCGCGGCUGCAGCCGCAUGCCGCGUCGUUUGCCGCCUACCUCGGGCAGCUCCUACACACCAUGCGCGUGAGCCACAGCCCCCUGUGGGGCGACCGGGCGGCAAAAGCCACCGGCCUGUGGGCCCUCCUGUUUGCCCCGCUCUUGCUGUGGGAGGCACUCUUCUACAGGCCCCGGAUCAACAUCACCACCCGUAAAACCCGGCCAGCAGACUGGCCCAAGCUGCAGGGCCAGCAGCGCUUCUUUGACGCGCUCUUCUGUUACCUCGGCCCCCCUAGCCACUUCCUGUGGAAUGUGAAGGCGCCCCUGGCUCUGACCAUGGCGGUGGCCACCGGCAUGUGCCUGUACGGCUUCGCCCGCACGGAGCUGGGGUGGGACCUGCCGGCGCUGGACCGCAGCAGCGUGAGCUACAUCGCUCGCCUCGCCUCCUUCCCGCUGUCCCUGCUGCUGAGCCUGCGGGUGGGGCGGUCCUACGACCGCUGGUGGGUGGCGCGGCUGGGGUUUGCCGGCGUGGGCAACGCCGCCACCGCGCUGGCCGACAUCCGGCGCUGGGCGGUGGUGUGGCACUACAGCGUGCUGCAGGUGGUGCAGGGCGACGCGGCGCUGCACCCCGCGGCGGCGGCCCUGCUGUCACGCGAGGAGCUGGCCCUCUACUCCUCCUCCCGCAAGGGCCGCCAGCUGGUGGCCAGCCAGCUGCGGCUGCUGGUGCGGGAGGCGGGGGUGGGGCGGGAGUUGGUGGCGGCCAUGGACCUCACAAUCGGCAAGGGCUGGUCAGACGCGGGCAACUGCGUGCGCCUGCGCUUCCAGGCCAUGCCCGCGGGCCUCUCCCUCAUCUCAACCGGCUUCCUGUUCAUCUGGCUGAUGCUGCUGCCGUUUGGCAUGUGGCAGGAAGACAACACCAGCUGGUUCAGCCUGCUGGGCGUCUUCUUUGUCGCCCUCCUGCUGCUGUCGGUGGACGAGAUUGCCACGCAGCUGGAGAAUCCCUUCCCGCUGCUUCCACUGGAGGAAAUGAUGGAGAGCACUGUGCAGGACAGCCAGAGGGCGCUGGAGGAUGCUGCGGCGCUGCUGCGGCUGCGCCAGCGCUGCAAGGAGGGCGCCGACGACAGCGACGGCAGCGCCAAGGCCGGCAGCUUCGUGGCUGUGGGCAUCGAUGGCACACAGCCGUGA
Messenger RNA from Chlorella variabilis, 4437 nucleotides. RefSeq lists its product as hypothetical. NCBI's taxonomy places the organism in Eukaryota, Viridiplantae, Chlorophyta, Trebouxiophyceae, Chlorellales, Chlorellaceae. The transcript is spliced from 18 exons. The coding region runs from base 1 to 4437 and encodes 1478 amino acids. The record is from RefSeq and is a predicted model, not a curated record. Gene Ontology annotation, molecular function: chloride channel activity.